Molecule: messenger RNA, 2514 nt
Organism: Rhea pennata
Lineage: Eukaryota; Metazoa; Chordata; Aves; Rheiformes; Rheidae
Product: adenylate cyclase type 10-like
Exons: 18
Coding region: 1-2514 (837 amino acids)
Biological process (GO): intracellular signal transduction; cyclic nucleotide biosynthetic process
Cellular component (GO): cytoplasm
Molecular function (GO): adenylate cyclase activity
Source: RefSeq, a predicted model, not a curated record
AUGGGGAGCCCAGGGCGCGUGACGACGCCUCGUGCUUGGGAGCCGAGGUCGAAGCACUGCUCGGAGCUGGGGGAAGUGGCGGCUUACGUCCCCGACCUGCUUUUGUCUGAGGACUUGAAGCAGGAGAGCCGCUGCGUGGAGAACUUCCACGGCGUGCUCCUCUUCGCGGAUGUGUCCGGUUUCACUGCUCUGACGGAGAAGUUCAGUCAGAGCAUCAACCUGGACCAGGGCGCGGAUGAGGUGGCGCAGACCCUCAACCGGUACAUGGGGGACAUCCUGGAGGAGCUGCUGGCUUUUGGAGGGGACGUCCUCAAGUUCGCAGGGGACGCCGUGCUGGUGCUGUGGCGCGUUCGGCAGACACAGCUGCGGGACACCGUCGGCCUGGUGCUGCAGUGCAGCCAGCAAAUCCAGGCCAAGCACGGCACCCGCGACACGGACGUGGGCCUGAAGCUCCGCCUGAAGAUAGGCAUCUCUGCAGGGCACAUGUCCUUUCUGACGGUCGGAGACAAACAGGAGCAGCGCUUCCUGAUCGUCGGCCAGGCCGUGGGGGACGUUUGGCAGGCCCAGAACCUCGCCAGCGCCGGCGACGUCAUCCUGUCCGCCGGCUGCUGGGAGCUCUGCAACCAGAGCAGGGUCAAGGCCAAGUGCCUCAAAGGCCGGAAGGCUGCUGUGAAGGUUACAGGCGUGGAACGGAUGUCUCUCUCCGAGCGGGAAGACAUCUCCUCCAAGGUCGCCCGAGCGCGGCUGAGCUCCUGCUCCCCUCAGCAGCCAGGCGUCCUGAGGCCUGCCAUUACCCUGGCCCCUCGUCGUGCCCUGGGGAAGCUGCUGCGCAAGUACCUGCCAGCAACGGUGCUGAGGAAGCUCGACGACGGACAACCCCUGGAGUACUUGUCUGAGCUGCGGCCGGUCACCUGCCUCUUCGUCAAGCUGCAGUUUGCUGCCCGCGUCAACCUGACGCACAUCUUCAAGGCCAUCCAGGACAGCAGCGUGCUGAUGUCGGAGAUCCUCCGUCCGCACAAGGGCGAGAUCAACAAAAUCUCCAUGUUCGACAAAGGCUGCACGUUCCUGUGUGUGUUCGGACUGCCCGGACAGAAGGUGCCCUGCGAAAGCGUUCACGCCUUGGAAAGCGCCGUUAAAAUCUCCAGGGCGUGCUUGUCGAGGCCGCGGAAAAUCGAGGCGGUCUCCGUCGGGGUCACCAGCGGCACCGUGUUCUGCGGAGUCGUCGGCCAUCGCGUGAGGCACGAAUACACAGUCAUGGGCCAGAAGGUGAAUUUGGCAGCUCGGCUGAUGGAGCACUACCCCGGGGUAGUGUCGUGUGACGCCGCAACCUACGCCGCCUCCCGGCUGCCCCGCUCCUACUUCAGGGAGCUGCCGGAGGCCAAGAUGAAAGGGGUUGUCGAUCCUGGCACCGUCUACCAGUACCUGGGGAUCUCGGAGAAGCCGGUGCUCGGCACGGGUGUCCCGAAGGCGAGGUCCGAGUAUUCCCCGUUGCUCGGUCGGGAGAAGGAGCUCGCCCUCUUUGAAAGCCACCUGAACGCCUAUGUGGCUAGGAAAGAAAGCCACAUCCUGGCGUUUGAGGGCGCGAUAGGCUCCGGGAAGAGCCACCUCUUUAGUGAGCUGGCCUGCUUAGGGCAGGCCGCUGGGCACAGGGUAGUGGCUGUGGAGCUGACAGAGCUAAACCAGCGGCAGGUCUUCUCGGCUGUGCACAUGGUGCUGGCCAUGGCCAUGGGCCUCCAGGCCUGUAAAUCCUGCAGUGCCAGACAGCUCGUCCUGCAGGAAAAGCUCCGAGGGCUCAUGGAAGAGAGCAGCUACUGCCUGCUCAAUGUGCCCUUCCUGGUUAAGUUCCCACUGUCGGAGCAGGUGUCCAAGAUGAGCGGUGCUCAGAGGACAGUGGAGUUGGAGUCGAUCUUCAAGAAAGUGCUGCAGAAGACCGUUGAAGAAGACGUUGCCCUGUUUUUCAUCGACAACGCGCAGUACAUCGAUCCUACCUCCUGGGCUGCGAUGUCGCACGUGCUCAGGGACGUCCCGAUCUUCCUGGUCGUGGGCUUUGCUCCCGGGCACUGUGGAAGGGAGAGGCUUUGUAAAGCAGCUGCUGACAUCGUGAAGCUGCAGCAAACGACCUACGUCCAGCUGGAAGAGCUGCAGCCUGCAGCUGUCGUGCAGAAAGCCUGCCACGACCUCGGAGUGGUCAGCGUGCCCCGGGACCUGGAGACGUUCCUGAUGCAGAGAAGCUACGGGAUCCCGUAUUACUGCGAGGAGCUGCUGAGCUACCUUCGUCGGCACGACCUGCUCCUCUUCCAGCAGCAGCGGAAGCAGGAGAAAGCCGAGGCCAAGUGGGAGAAUCUCUUCACAGCGCAGAGCGAGGUCUGGCUCGGGCGUGGGUUCCCGUGCCGCUGGCCGCUGGGACGGGCGGAGCAGAGGCUGGGGGUUUUGUUGGCUUUGAGAGGAGCAGCGGUGCCGCUGUGGCGGGAAGUGGCGGUCGAGGAGAAGAGGCGCUCCCUGGCGCUGAGCUAA